AUGUUCGGUGCAUUAAAUCGUUUCAUCGGUCGCCUGGACGGAGAGCCUGGUCCGCAACCUCGAUCUGGCCCCGGCGACAACGCGUUCGGCUUCCAAGUCCUCCGCAACACAGACCCCGAGCUGCCUUUAGAGCCAUGGUUCGACUUUAUCGUCGGGAUCAACGGACAUACAAUUGAAGACCCAGACCCCAACCUCUUUGCGACAGAAUGCCGCAAUUGCGCUGGUGGAAGCUUGACGCUUGAAGGUCAACGAACACAUACUGUCACUCAUCCCGUACCACCAACCAACCCCUCCCUGGGCCUCGCAUUACAGCUUGCUCCACUUGCUUCGACGCAGAAUAUAUGGCAUGUGAUCGCAGUACCAUCGCCGCUAAGUCCAGCAUACCGAGCUGGCUUGCUCCCAUACUCAGAUUAUAUCGUUGGAACCCCCAGUGGGACAUUAAGAGGGGAGGCGGCACUGGGAGAGCUGGUUGAAGAUCAUCUCAACCGCACGUUGGUACUAUGGGUAUACAAUAACGAAUUCGACGUAGUUCGUGAGGUCGAACUCAUCCCUACCAGAGGCUGGGGUGGAGAAGGUGCCCUUGGUGCCGAACUUGGAUUUGGUGCUUUGCACCGCCUGCCGCUUGGACUAGGGGAGGAAGUGGAAGGCCCUGGUGAGGUGGUUUUCGAGACAGGCAAAAGCAACAGUCCUGCACCGGCGGAUGAUGGUGCGGGCUCCGUGCCAGGGCUAACAGCUCCUUCCAAUAACUACUUAGUCCCCGCCAACAUGACGGCGCCGCCACCUCUGGCCGCUACUCAAGCACGCGAUGCCUCGCCAUCUCAGAGCAGGUCUCCAGCGGGCCGUCGUGCAGGAAAGUCACGGCCAGGUGCCUCUCCCAAUCGGGCAUUUGAUGACUACUUUGCCGAGGGUGAAGAGAAGAGCCGCGCGCAGGACUAUGCACCCUCACGGCAUGGCACUCCUUUGCCUCCCCCUCCAAAGGCGGGAUUAUCGCAAGAUCGCUCGGAGAGCCCCGCGCCUGUGCCUGUCACAUCAGUAGGGUCUCCUGGGCCUGCGCAGGAGGAAUGA
Messenger RNA from Penicillium salamii, 1065 nucleotides. NCBI's taxonomy places the organism in Eukaryota, Fungi, Ascomycota, Eurotiomycetes, Eurotiales, Aspergillaceae. The record is from the annotation of a GenBank genome assembly.